ACGGACGUGAACAGUGAGUUUCCACGUUAGUGUUUUUAUAGUCGUUAUUUAGACGUUUAUUAACACACUGGAAAUCAAAAUAUGACGAAUUUAACUGCACAGAAUCACAUAAUUCGCGUUGGAGACAGGACUUGAUAUUAUAUAGAUAACGAUAGCGAGCUGCUAACAAUGACUAACUGUAACGUUAUGGUUUUUCACACUCAAAUAGCCUCCAUCAUGGAGGUGCUAGCUAGUGCAGCCGUGGCAGAUGUAUGUAAACUUGUAGACGACGACUAUGCAGUGUUUCGUUUGGAAAUAACUCAAAGCCAAAAAGAAAACAGGACAUUGCGGAGGAAACUACAGCUACUAGAAUUGAAGGUGGCACGGGAGCGCACAGAGAGGACAAUGCAACAGCGCGUCGUCACCAGUCGUCACAGAAUUGUCAAGAUUCCGGACCGAUACAAAGAAAUUGCAAGAGGUGAAGGACAUCUCACUGGAGGCCACAGGAGCUUUGUGAAGCCAGUGGGAGACAAUACAUGGACAGAUGACCAACCAAUCACUGUUGAUGAGGGGAGUGGAACCUCAACCCAGCAUGUUAUUGUGAUAGAGUCUGCAGAUGCCAAGGCUGCAGGUCCUGGGGUGAGAGGAGUGGACCCACAGCACAGCAGAGACAUCCAGACUGGUGCGGCUGUAGCAAUGGAGGACCCCGCCACCACCCCAGCGCAGCCCAGCUCCCGACACAGCAUCACGGAGGUCAGUGGAACGCGGAAUGCCAUCCUUAGGUCAGAGUCAGAGACUUUAACUGUGACACAAAGGCUUUUGCACAAAGGAUCUGACGACAGGUCAGACACAGAGAGACUGGAGAGACUGGGCUGUCCUCCUGCUCCCGGCUCAGAGUAUUUACUUUACGGUAACCGAAGCCUGGUUAAUUCCCAUCGGGACUCAGGUGAUGCGUUAGAAACUGGCAAUGAUCAAUCUUGUUCUUACGCUAUAGAGAUGGACCCUGGCAACAUAUCCUUAGAUUUAGAGACACAUGCUGAUCCGUCUAGAGGGGACUGGAACCGGUACAGUAGUAGUGUAUACUCUGAUGGGUGCAUAGAUAAGAAAGGGGAAGGUCUGGUCGCAGAUGAAUUGACUGUGAAAGUGGAGGGCGACGUUCCUCCCACAUGGAAUGCAGCUUGUGCAGGACUCUCACGGGGCAGAGAUUUCUUAGAUUACAGUUUAGAGACACAUCUAAAUGUUGUGACCCACUCCCCUUUACACGUGCUCAGGGAUCGCGACCCAGUGUCCACGUCCACGUCGAUUGCGCCUUGCGAUUUACAAGGUCGUGUCCUUUUCGAUCAGGUAUUGAACUCAAACGACAGGGCUAGAGCCCAGACUCAGGGAGGGGGAACCGCAUUAGGCAAUAGUAAAGAGAAACGGUUCCUCUGCAUGUUCUGUAGCAAAGGCUUCAGCUGCACCCAGAAGGUAGAGAUUCACCAGAGGAUCCACACAGGGGUGAAACCCUUCAGCUGUACCCAGUGUCACAUGCGCUUUGCCCAGGCUGGCCACCUGAAGAGGCACCAGAGGGUCCACACAGGGGUGAAACCCUUCAGCUGUACCCAGUGUCAAAUGCGCUUCGCUCAGGCUGGUGACCUGAAGAGGCACCAGAGAGUCCACUCAGGGGAGAAACCCUUCAGCUGCCAGAUGUGUGAGAAGAGGUUCUCCCGCCAGCACCAGCUGAAGAUGCACCUGAAGGUCCACACAGGAGAGAGGGCAUUCUCCUGAAGGCAUAUAUAGAUUUGUGUUUAAUAUUUGAAUAUUAUAUUGCAUCCAAACAUUGUGUAAUAAGGCAUACAUAUAUAUGCGUGGAGUCAUGUAGUAACCCAAAAAGUGUUAAACAAAUCAAAAUAUAUUUUAUAUUUGAGAUUCUUCAAAGUAGCCACCCUUUGCAUUUGACAGCUUUGCACACUCUUGGCAUUCUCUCAACCAGCU
Oncorhynchus gorbuscha (pink salmon) is the source of this 1953-nucleotide messenger RNA. Its product is annotated as gastrula zinc finger protein 5-1-like. The record is from RefSeq and is a predicted model, not a curated record. Lineage: Eukaryota; Metazoa; Chordata; Actinopteri; Salmoniformes; Salmonidae. Gene Ontology annotation, biological process: regulation of transcription by RNA polymerase II. Bases 169 to 1746 code for a protein of 525 amino acids. The transcript is spliced from 3 exons. Gene Ontology annotation, molecular function: DNA-binding transcription factor activity; RNA polymerase II cis-regulatory region sequence-specific DNA binding.